Galleria mellonella (greater wax moth) is the source of this 1772-nucleotide messenger RNA. It is a transcript of the gene MED27, whose product is annotated as mediator of RNA polymerase II transcription subunit 27. The transcript has a single exon. The coding region runs from base 243 to 1142 and encodes 299 amino acids. Gene Ontology annotation, cellular component: mediator complex. Gene Ontology annotation, molecular function: transcription coactivator activity. Gene Ontology annotation, biological process: regulation of transcription by RNA polymerase II. The record is from RefSeq and is a predicted model, not a curated record. Lineage: Eukaryota; Metazoa; Arthropoda; Insecta; Lepidoptera; Pyralidae.
AAAGUUGGCAACACUAACAUAAACUUCAGUACUGCAAAAACUGCAGUUAUUAUAUUCUUUGCUGCUUGUUUAUCUGCAAACUGCAACUCUAAUGCAAGCUUGUCGAGAAAAACAAAUCUCUAUCUCAAAUUUUGUUUCGUCUUUGUAGAAAUUUAUUGCUAAGUUAGAAUUUGUUUAAUUUACAAAUGGGCAUUGUGUUUUAUAACCUACAGCAACAACAUAAAAAAAGGUGAUUAUUCAAAAUGAAUCAAACAAUAAACGUAGAUCAACUGAAUUCUGCGCUUACUUCUCUCAGGACCCUUCGCUUAAGCGUCAGCCAUGUUUUCGAAACGUUAGCAAAUGGCCUCCGCGCUGACCACGGAGAAGACGGCAAGGAAAAGUUUCUUCUUGAGCUCCAGGAGCUCCUUACUAAUGUUAAUAUCAAUCUACGUGAUUUGGAACAAACUGUCACCGGCCUCCCGAUACCUACAGCGCCAUUCAACUUGGGAAACACGACUUAUCUAAGCCAAGAAACUACUCAAGAGCGGCAGGGAUUAUAUACUCAAUUAGUAAACAGUUACAAAUGGACUGACAAAAUACACGAGUACAGUUCCUUCGCCCACUCGUUACUGAGUCAGAAUUCUUUAAAGCGGUCAUAUAUCAACUCUGGAAGUACGAAAAGACGCGGCAAGUUACAGAGUACUCACAAUGUAUCGCCGCUGCAAGUGGACAAUGUUAUCAACAACAUUGAUAGAUCAUACAAUGACAUGAAAAUCACAAUUUCCCGUCCGUAUGCUAGCAAUGCUGUUGUACAGAUAAAUUUGAGCCAUGUACUGAAGGCUGUGGUCGCUUUCAAGGGAUUAUUGAUGGAGUGGGUUAUGGUGAGAGGUUACAAUGAGACACUGGAGCUGUGGACAGAGUCAAGGCACCAUGUGUUCAGGAAAGUCACAGAGAAUGCCCAUGCAGCAAUGUUACACUUUUAUUCACCAACACUCCCCGAGCUGGCUGUCCGAUCAUUCAUGACAUGGCUACACAGUUAUGUGAACCUAUUUAGUGAACCUUGCAAGAAAUGUGGGUGCCACCUACACCACACAUCAUUGUUGCCUCCCGCCUGGAGGGAUUUCCGUACAUUAGAACCAUUUCAUGACGAGUGCAAGCAAUAGUCAAUGUGGUAUUGAAUGGGCAAGUGCCAUAUAUUCACAAUGACACUAUCUCCUUCAAUAAAGUUAACAUAUACAAAGAUAUUAUUAUUUUUAACAGUAUAUUUCCAUUAUGAAUUAAUAUUCUAUAUAUUUUUUCUAAUUAGUUUAAACAUUUUUCUUAUUUAAGAGUUUCCUCUUAUUGGUGCAGCUAAAUCUUGAUUUCUUUUCCAGCCAGCUCUGUUCCAGGCCAUAUCUUUGGCCUCUCUAUACAACGUGACACCUGUGAAUUUACAGGGUGCAGAGGAGUUACAUGUGAGUCUUCAAAAAUGGUAACAUAUGAGGGUAUCAUGGACGAAACAGUAUACUCUGUUAUAUCCAUGGUACUGCUCAUAUCUAUAGGUGACAGUUACUACUUUCCAUCAGGUGGACUGUCAGCCUGUUUGCCAUUCUAAGUUGCAUAAAAAAAAUACUACUGUUUCCUGUAUUGGUCCCAUAUAUAUAUUUCUGGGUCUUUCCCUUCCUCUUUUGCCCUAUUUUUUUCUUCUAGUAUGCUCUUUAAAGUUGUUGUAUUAGUUGUAAAGUUGUGUUAAUACCUAACAAGACAGUAACAUAGUAAUUUAUACCAAUUAAAAUAAAUUUAUAUAAAAUUUA